Molecule: messenger RNA, 570 nt
Organism: Erigeron canadensis
Lineage: Eukaryota; Viridiplantae; Streptophyta; Magnoliopsida; Asterales; Asteraceae
Product: dynein light chain 1, cytoplasmic
Exons: 2
Coding region: 147-443 (98 amino acids)
Biological process (GO): microtubule-based process
Cellular component (GO): dynein complex
Molecular function (GO): dynein intermediate chain binding; dynein light intermediate chain binding
Source: RefSeq, a predicted model, not a curated record
CCCGAAAUAUUCACUCUCAUGAUUAUAUAUACUUCUCAUUUUCAUUCAUAUUUUUUGGUAUCCACAAACAAUAUCGAUCUCUUUUUCUAAAAAUACACUUUUAAUCAUUUAAUUUCUUGUGUGGGUAAAUAUUCUUGUAAUUAACCAUGUUAGAAGGCAAGGCUGUGAUCGGGGAGACCGACAUGCUUCAAACAAUGCAAGAUGAUGCACUUCAACUCGCGGCUAAAGCACUUGAUUUCUAUGAUGUAACGGAAGCCACAGAAAUAGCACGAGUCAUCAAACAGGAAUUUGACAAGGUGCAUGGAGGUGGAUGGCAAUGUAUAGUAGGGACUGAUUUUGGUUCAUUUGUGACUCAUUGUUAUGGGUCAUUUAUCCAUUUUUCGAUUGGUAGUCUCGCGAUUUUGCUGUUUAGGGGAUCAGCAGCAGCUCCAGAGUUUGAUUAAUUUUCGGGUUUUGAGGGUGUAAAAGCUCUAUCAUAUAUAUAUUUACUGCCUUUUAAUUUAGAGUCGUUCUUUUCUUGUAACAAGUUCAUUAGCUGCCUUUGUUCAAUAUAUACGAUUGUUCGGCACA